Messenger RNA from Rhododendron vialii, 1203 nucleotides. RefSeq lists its product as uncharacterized. Bases 583 to 903 code for a protein of 106 amino acids. The record is from RefSeq and is a predicted model, not a curated record. The transcript is spliced from 2 exons. Lineage: Eukaryota; Viridiplantae; Streptophyta; Magnoliopsida; Ericales; Ericaceae.
CUUGACGUUAAUAGCCGGGCAAAUCUCUAUUGGUCCUAAGGUUCGAAAUGUUUUUGGCCUUUAUGGGAUUCAAACUUGCGAGCUCAGGAGGGGCAAUUAAACCUUUUAUUUACUUUCUCAUACGCACUUGACCAAACCCGUUAGGUUCCCUAGCUUUAUUCGUUUUGUUGGCCUUUUCUUUUGGCCAAUAUGAUGAUCUAGAUUUGAAUCUGUUUUCCAAGAAUGAAGUAGUGUGGUCACUAAUUUUUUCCAAGAUUAAUAUAAGUUAAAGGGUCAAAUAUAGUAGAAUCUUUGGUCUUUUUUGAAAUAAAAAAGUGAGAAAAAUUAAAUGGAACUCAAUUAUUAGGUAUCAGAAUCUUGAGUUAUGAUGGCGUUAGAGCAUAAAGUGAAGGGAUAGAGAUGGUAAACCAUGGGAGCUGAGGGUAGCUCUCACCUGAUUGCUCCCCUUAGCCUUAUAAAUAGGCCUCAACAUCUUCCUCACUUCAUGUCCAACUAGUUUUCUUUGUUUCCGACUUUCAAACCCCCCCUCCCUCUCUCACCAACCUUUCUGUGCUUUUUCUCUGAUUCUACAUCAACUUCUUCAUGGCUUCCCUCAAGGUGGAUGAAGUAACCAAAGAAUCAGGUGAGAUGUCUCCAACAAUUGAAGAAACCAAACUCUCGCCAACCGAUCAAGACACCAUCAGUACUCCACCGACCGAAUCCGAAACCACCCAACCAAAGGAAAUCCCAGUGUUGGACGAAGAAAAAGAAAAACAACCAUUGGAAGACGAAGAAGAGAAGCCUGCAGAAUCCUGGCCGAUCAUUGAGGAAGAAGCUGCACCCGAUACUUCUUUUGAAGCCGGCUCGGGGGGAACGACACAUGAAUUUGGCGAAGAGGAAGACGAGGACGAGGACGAUGAUUAAGAUCUCUUAUAAUGCUCGAUUGAGGUCGAAGAAGAAAGGGCUGAUUCUUGUUGUGUCUGCUGAGUGAGGCAUUAUUGUGAUGAAAGAAUUCUAGGGUUUUGAGUGGUUGCUACGUCAGAGCCUACUAUAUUAUGGUGGGAGGAGUGACUAAAAACUAUGGAGUUUUAUUUUUAUGUGCUGCUUUUUAUUAAUUGUCUAUCUUUGUGUAAUUUUAAGCCAUGUUCUGGGUUUUGCAUGGCGAGUUAUCUGUACCGGUUUGAUUUGGAAAAACGUUAUUUGUAUUUUGUGAUGUUUUCUUUA